Molecule: messenger RNA, 1191 nt
Organism: Aspergillus fumigatus Af293
Lineage: Eukaryota; Fungi; Ascomycota; Eurotiomycetes; Eurotiales; Aspergillaceae
Gene: tpcE
Product: Zn(II)2Cys6 domain-containing transcription factor tpcE
Exons: 1
Coding region: 1-1191 (396 amino acids)
Biological process (GO): aflatoxin biosynthetic process; regulation of DNA-templated transcription
Cellular component (GO): nucleus
Molecular function (GO): DNA binding; zinc ion binding; DNA-binding transcription factor activity, RNA polymerase II-specific
Source: RefSeq, a predicted model, not a curated record
AUGCGGUCCCCAGCGUCUUCCCGUCGGGCAAGUGCUCUCCACAGACUGUGUGACAGCUGUCGUGCCUGCGGGCUGUCCAAGGUCAGAUGCUCCAAAGAGAAACCGACCUGCUCCCGAUGCCGCCGACGGGGCACGGUCUGUGAGUAUGUUGUGACCAAACGUCCCGGCCGCAAACCAGACAGUCGAUCCGAGGUGGAGCCAGAGCCCGGCCACUUGUCGCACCCCUUGCCCUCGCCGGAGUCCUCGACCGCGAUCUCGCAAGGCAAUCUUCCGGAUCCGGACGCCUUCGAUCCCCUCUUCGCCUUGCCGGAGCCGUUCGACAGCACGCCCGAACUGCAUUCGGGCCCCUUGUCCACGGUUGACUCGAGCUUGUCCUCUGCACUGACCACCUGGUGCCCCGACUUUGACGACUUUUUCUCCUUUCCAGUCUCCACCGAGGACACCUUGUCUGGAGACCGUGGUGCGGUCUAUGACGGGACGAUCAAACACCCGCCAAACCUGCGUCGCCACAGCGAGAGCCCUCCGGCUGUUCCAGACGACACGAUCUAUCUGUUUGGCAAGCCGGUGGAUCCCGCCCCUCCAGACCAGUCGCUGCCUGCGACAACGACAAUUGGCAGGAGAGCUUCUCCCCCUUCGGGUAGAGAAUCGGAGGCCGGUUCCCGUCGUUUGUCCUGCCGGUGCCUAAUCCGCGCCCUUGACCUCCUCAAGCAUUUUGAGGUCAUUCGAAGGGAGGCGGAGAUCGAAUCCUCGUUACCCUCGAUCGACGCCGUCGUGGAAGUGAACAAGCAGACCACGGAGGCUAUUACGGGAAUGUUACAAUGUCCAUGCUCGCAAAAAGACGGCUACCUCCUCGUCCUGCUGGCCUUGAUUGUCUGCAAGAUCUUGGACCGGUACGCCGCUGCCGCGAUACCCGGGACCGAGCAGGGCCACGAUCCCACCCGCCGGCUCGACGAGGGCCCGAUGGCGGGGCAGCGGGUGCUCGGCGAGCUGCACUGUAUCCAGCGGGUGAUGAAUCAGCUUGGACCGCGCCUCCGAAUGCAUGGAGCCCAGGGUGCCUCGCCGGGGCAGGCAUUUCACGGCACGCCCGCGCCCCUGUCGGUUGGUCUGGGGGAUCAGUUGGAGCCGGAAUUGCAUCAGCGGUUGAGUCGACUGUCGUCGGAGAUUAUCAGACUUUUACGCGAAGCCCAAUAG